AUGGACGCUGACUUUCCUGGCAACGAUGGAGAACUUACUGCUGAGGCCAAGAAGAAUCAGAAGAAGAGGAAUAAGAUGACAAAGCAGAAUGGCGAUGCCCCAACCACGAAAGAUACCGUUGACGACGACAACAAGCCAACCAUCAACCCCAUAGUCAAGGUCAAGCUCGAACAAACUUCCGACGGAGAGCUCAGCACCACCAUCAGCACCUCUCCUCAAUUCGACGGCGAGAUCAAGGACGAGAACCCUGAUGAGAAGACCAAAGUGUAG
This is a messenger RNA of Lithohypha guttulata, 270 nucleotides long. RefSeq lists its product as uncharacterized. Bases 1 to 270 code for a protein of 89 amino acids. The record is from RefSeq and is a predicted model, not a curated record. The transcript has 2 exons. NCBI's taxonomy places the organism in Eukaryota, Fungi, Ascomycota, Eurotiomycetes, Chaetothyriales, Trichomeriaceae.